Messenger RNA from Labrus mixtus (cuckoo wrasse), 7097 nucleotides. RefSeq names its product strawberry notch homolog 1 (Drosophila) (gene sbno1). The transcript is spliced from 34 exons. Gene Ontology annotation, molecular function: histone binding; chromatin DNA binding. Gene Ontology annotation, cellular component: nucleus. NCBI's taxonomy places the organism in Eukaryota, Metazoa, Chordata, Actinopteri, Labriformes, Labridae. The record is from RefSeq and is a predicted model, not a curated record. Gene Ontology annotation, biological process: regulation of DNA-templated transcription. Bases 460 to 4683 code for a protein of 1407 amino acids.
UAUGUCACGUGAUGUUGCAUUAGCUCGCUGACUCUGCUAUGUUUGUCGAUUGUGCUACCGUUUUAGAAAUGCUAACUUUUUCGCUCAUAUCGGUUAAUUGUCGUGUGGGGACGCCCUGCAGCUGUUCGGAGACUCGUUUUUAUCGACGCUGGGCUCGGAGUUUGACGGUGAAAACGCCCGCUGUUGGCCUGCACGUCACGUGACCCAGCAUGCGGCGGUGCGUUUGAUAAAAAGAUGGCGUGAGCGCGAGGACAACAAACCCCUGAACUACUGAGCGACCGCCUCACACAGCGCGAGGACAACGGAGACUUUGAUCCCGUGUUGCCAAAUGUUAGCUACCGACACCGACGAGCAAUGACAGUGCAGGAGAGACUACCGUCAACAACAUCCCGGCGAUAAGAGGCUGCACUCGGCGUAGCCAUCUGCGUGGUUAAGGUCGCCGUGGAAACUAGUUGGAAGAUGGAUCCUGGACAGGAUUUGCUUCUUGCCGCCCUCAGUGAGAGUGGCAUUUGCCCAAAUGAUAUUGGCCUAUUUGAUGUGGAUCCUCAGGAUGUUGCACAGACCUCUACGACCCAGCAAUCUAUCUCCAUCAAUGCUCUGGAUGUUGGCAUGGGGACAGAGUCGGUGGAAGGCAUUCGAGCUGAGCCUCCAGCUCCGGUCCCAAUAGUUACUAUCAGGCACAAACCUCAGCCAUCAACCACCACAUUUGUCUUAAAUCAGCUGAAUCAGUUGCCGUCACUUGGGGGUGUUGUUACCAAACCUUCAGCCACAAACAACAUUAAACACACCAUAACUGUCACCAAGGUGGUGCAUGUCACUAACUCAGCCCUGCGUGGCUCACCAACCCCCUCCUCCACAAGUAUCCCAGUAUCUUCAGUGUCUACAGUUGUGCCUUCUAACAGAGAUCAGCAGAUUCAGUUGAAAGACCUUCUGAGGACCAGCGGUGUCAGGAACACGGGUCUAAAAGGAAACAGCCUAAUGGAGCUCAUGAAGCUAAAGCCCCCACCUGACAUUGCUACACCUGUAGCCACAGCAACAGCCAAUGCUGACACAAACAAUGGCUUCAAGAAGGAAGUUUUGGGAAAAGAUGCUGCCAGGAUCUGGAUAAAUGACAACAUUAGAGUGCAGAACUUCACACCUGCACUGAAACCUCCAGGGAUGAAGGAGGAGGAGGAACCUGAGGAGGAAGAAGAGGAAGAGUUGGGUCAUGCAGAGACUUACGCAGAGUACAUGCCAAUGAAAUUAAAAGUUGGCCUCCGGCAUCCGGAUCCUGUGGUGGAAACCAGUUCCCUGUCCAGCGUUAGCCCCCCUGAUGUGUGGUACAGACUGUCCAUCUCAGAAGAAGUCAUUGAUCGAGGUUGCCUGUCUGCUCUGCAGCUGGAAGCUAUCACAUAUGCAGCUCAGCAACACGAAACAUUCCUCCCUAACGGUGAUCGAGCGGCCUAUCUGAUCGGUGAUGGAGCGGGUGUGGGAAAAGGCCGAACCAUUGCAGGGGUUAUCUAUGAGAAUUACCUUUUAGGCAGGAAGAGAUCACUUUGGUUUAGUGUCUCAAACGACCUGAAGUAUGACGCUGAAAGGGAUUUAAGGGAUAUAGGAGCCAAAAACAUCCAGGUUCACUCACUCAACAAGUUCAAAUACGGCAAAAUUUCAUCCAAACACAAUGGCAGUGUGAAGAAAGGUGUCAUAUUUGCCACCUACUCUUCACUGAUUGGAGAGAGCCAAUCAGGAGGAAAGUACAAGACUCGAUUUCAGCAGCUUCUGCAUUGGUGUGGGGAGGACUUUGACGGAGUUAUCGUCUAUGAUGAGUGUCACAAAGCCAAAAAUGUUUGUCCAGUUGGAUCAUCCAAACCUACAAAAACUGGGCUUGCAGUGUUGGAAUUGCAGAACAAACUCCCAAAGGCUCGAGUUGUUUAUGCAAGUGCUACAGGUGCCUCUGAACCACGAAACAUGGCUUAUAUGAACCGCCUGGGUAUCUGGGGACACAAAACGCCCUUCAGAGAAUUUGGUAACUUUAUCCAAGCUGUUGAGCGCAGGGGUGUGGGUGCCAUGGAGAUAGUGGCCAUGGACAUGAAACUGAGGGGGAUGUAUAUUGCGAGGCAGUUGAGUUUUACAGGUGUAACCUUUAAAAUUGAGGAGGUUCCCCUGAGUAAUAAGUACAUCCACAUGUACAACAAAUCAGUGACGCUGUGGGUGACUGCACGUGAAAAAUUCCAGCAGGCUGCAAACCUGAUGGAGGCGGAGCAACGCAUGAAGAAGUCCAUGUGGGGCCAGUUCUGGUCUGCUCACCAAAGGUUCUUUAAGUACCUCUGCAUCGCCUCCAAAGUCCGCAGAGUGGUCCAGCUGGCCAGAGAGGAGGUCCAAAAUGGAAAGUGUGUUGUGAUUGGUCUCCAGUCCACUGGAGAAGCAAGAACCCUUGAGGCCUUGGAAGAAGGAGGAGGAGAGCUCAAUGACUUUGUGUCAACUGCAAAAGGUGUGCUGCAGUCACUGAUUGAGAAGCACUUUCCGGCUCCUGACAGACAGAAACUUUAUAGCCUGCUGGGCAUCGACCUCCCAGCCAAGAAAACACCCCCUCCCAGUGAGACUGCAGCACAACGAGAGCAGAAGGGCAAGAAGAGGAAAGGUUCAGAGGUCAAAAAGCAGCAGCAGAAGAAGAAGCCUCGUAAGCACGGUGGGUUGUCAGGAACCAGCUCGGACGAGAGCCAGUCUGAGGAGUCGGACAGAGAUUCCGGUAAAGACUGCGACAGUGACGACAGCUUCAAAUCUGUCAGCUCGGGGGAUGAAGAUGAUGAUUUCAACCCAUUUAGAGACGAGUCCAAUGAUGAUGAGGAAGACGAUCCAUGGCUCAUCAGAAAAGAACCAAAGAAAGGGAAAGAGAAGAAGAAGAAAAAGAGGAGGAAGAGUGUCGAUCCAGACUCCAUUCAAAGUGCCUUGUUAGCCUCGGGGCUGGGCUCCACCAGGCCUGCUUUUACUGCCCCGGUUAACCCCCCGAGCGCACCUGCAACAGUCAAAGCAGAGAGUCAGGACAGCUGCAUCACAAGUCAGGACGCAGUGGAACAUGCACAGCAGAUGAAGCGAGAGCUGCUUGAAAAACUUGAGGAUCUGGCUGAGGAUCUGCCUCCCAACACCCUUGACGAGCUCAUAGAUGAGCUGGGAGGACCAGAAAAUGUUGCUGAGAUGACUGGCCGUAAAGGUCGUGUGGUCAGUAACGAUGACGGCAGCAUCACGUAUGAAUCUCGCUCUGAGCUGGACGUCCCGGUGGAAAUCCUCAACCUCACAGAGAAGCAGAGGUUCAUGGAUGGAGAAAAGAACAUUGCCAUCAUCUCAGAAGCUGCCAGCUCAGGUAUUUCCCUGCAGGCCGAUCGACGAGUGAAGAACCAACGACGGAGAGUCCACAUGACACUAGAGCUGCCGUGGAGUGCAGACCGAGCUAUACAGCAGUUCGGGAGAACUCACCGCUCAAACCAGGUCACAGCACCAGAGUAUGUUUUCCUCAUUUCAGAGCUCGCAGGAGAGCAGAGAUUUGCAUCCAUUGUUGCCAAAAGAUUAGAAAGCCUGGGUGCUCUCACACACGGGGAUAGAAGAGCAACAGAAACUCGAGAUCUCAGCCGGUUUAAUUUUGACAACAAGUACGGCAGAAGCGCUCUAGAAAUUGUGAUGAAGUCGAUUGUAAGGCUUGAUUCUCCGUUGGUGUCUCCACCUGCUAACUUUAAAGGAGAUUUCUUCAAAGAAAUUCAGGGUGGUUUAAUAGGUGUGGGCCUCAUAAACAUUGAGGACAGAUCUGGCACAUUGUCACUAGACAAAGACUACAACAACAUCGGGAAGUUCUUGAACCGUAUUUUGGGCAUGGAGGUACAGCAGCAGAACGCCUUGUUCCAGUACUUCUCAGACACAUUGGGAGCCGUGAUUCAGGAGGCCAAGAAGAACGGCAGAUACGACAUGGGCAUUCUUGAUCUGGGCUCUGGUGAUGAGAAGGUGAGGAAGGUGGACUGCAAGAAAUUCCUCACACCAGGCUACACCACAUCAGGACAUGUGGAGCUCUACACUGUGAGUGUGGAGAGGGGGAUGUCAUGGGAGGAAGCCACGCAUGUUUGGGCAGACCAGAACGGAGCAGAUGAUGGCUUCUAUGUACAGAUGAGGAACAACAAGAAAACCGCCAUUCUGGUCAAAGAAGUGAACACUAAGAAGAGGCUUUUCCUGGUCUACAGGCCGAACACGGGUAAACAGCUCAAACUGGAGACCUACGCUGACAUCAAGAAGAAGUUUAAAAAGGUCUUGUCAGAGGACGCAAAGCAGCACUGGACAGAUCAGUACAUGUCAUCUGCAAAAAUCUGCUCUCAUGCAUACUGGCGUGGGAACUGUAAGAAAGCAUCAGUGGGUCUGCAGUGUGAGAUCGGUCUUCGGUGCAGGACGUUCUACGUUCUGUGUGGCUCGGUGCUCAGUGUGUGGAACGAGGUGGAGGGAGUGCUCACACCGGUCAGUGGAACCAACGUAAAGGUGCAGAUAAUCAGGCUCAGAACGGAAGAUGGACAGAGGAUAGUAGGACUGAUCAUUCCAGCGAACUGUGUGUCUCCGUUAAUCCACAAGCUGUCAACGUCAGACCAGUCCCAGCAGCUGGCUGUGCAGGAGCUUCAGAAACGGCAGCAGCUCCACCCCCAAAGUCUCAGUCAUGCGCCCAACACAUAGUCCGAGGUGGACCAAUCCCAUCUCUGACCCCCUUGAGUCCAUGUCCCAGUCUGGAGGGAUCUGACUCCUCAGUCUCCAUCACUGCACUGCAGACUACAGGACCGCUGUCCCUUGUUCUGCACCCUCAACCCCCCUAUGUCUGUGAGGGUCCAAGAUGUCCCACUGAGCUGUGGCGACUCUUGGAUGUAAAGCAGUGGUUUGUACAGAGAAGAGAUUUCAGGGUUUUCUUCCUUUUUUUAAAAAAAAUCUCUAGAGACUCUUGUUUCACCUCACGAGAUUUGACGGGUGAUGUUUUGUCCUCUGACAUUCAGAGUGAAAAUUGUCGUAUAUAGAUGGAGUUGAAACUCAUAGGGCAGGUUGGCCUGGGGCUGUUGAGUCAUCCACUCCUCCUCUGCUUAAAGCUGUUUGGUUUCAGACUAACUGGUAUGGCGCAAAGGCCUUUUUUUUCUUUUCUUUUCUUGGUUCAGAAAGUCAGAGAGCUACCUUGAUUCACUAAAAAAUGGGCAUUUAAUGCAAAACAACAAUCUCAUAUUGAUAUAUUGGAAACCUUCACUCCUAAGACAUUCUGCACUGACAUUAUAAAAGGGUCUCAGAUUAAAUCAAAAAAGCUAUGGUUAGUUCAAUUCAACAAGGGUUUGGUUCUUUGUAGUCGUUUCAGUUUUAAAACAGAAUUUAGGGGCCCAAAUAUACAGAAGCCUGUAAGAGGUGUGUUCCCAAUCCCUAAAAAAAAAGCCCCUACCUGAGAUCACACAUUUACUUCGCUACUUUAGGACAUUUAUUAUUCAGAUAAGACAAGGCAGUUAACCUGUUAUUACUAGAUAAUAACAACAGCCUGUUUCUGGUUAUUACCUUUCUCAAAGAUCAGAAGUGCCAAGUCAGGAUAUCUGAGUACAGGAGGUAGCUUUAGUGUAAAUGUGUUGACCUGAUUAUUGUUUUAAAACUGUGAGUUUAUCCUGUACUGACUGAUGUUUGACAAAUAUGAACUGCUGUAAGGCACAUUUAAGAAGCACCAACAACACUGACAAAGGAACACAUUUGACAUUUGGUGAUUUUAUUUUUAGUGCAAUAAAACAAUUCCCCCCUAACAUAAUAUUCAAACCCUUACAAAAUAGUAACAGUGAUCAAGAAUGAAUGUGGAAUAACUCCCUAUUAAUCUUAUCCAAGCAGUUGUAAACUGCUGAAAAGUAUAAUCAAAGAGUAUCAAGAUAUUGCACUCCAAAAAGACUGUCUUCAGUGUCCUUGUAACUUCUCCUUUGAAGAUAUGUGGUGACGUUAAACUAUAUAGAUUCACUUGUAAAGUUUAUUCAGGAGGUGUUGAAGUUUUGACGAAAUAUCUGCUUUUAACUACUUUGUGUUGCGGGUUUGAAAAACAACAGUUUUGGUCUUUACCUGGGACCAAGUUACAAACAUUUUAGGUGAGACUGCACUGCUAACUUUCUGAACUGAGUGACAGUCAAAGGAGAGAGAAAAAAAUAUGUUAGCAGCCUCUGAAACAAAAAGUAAAGCAGCCAGGGAACUGUGAGAAAUGUAUGACAAAAUCUCUUGGAUUUUUGAGACAGCUUUCGGAGCAUUGCCCCCUCUUCAGAUGUACAUUUUUGUUGUUGAUUUUGUUGCCUUUUCAAACCAGAACACUGCUCAGGGGUUCAACUGACACAAAGUCCCUCGUUGGAAAAACAAAGAAAACCUUAAACUAGGUGACUGAAAUGCAUGACCAUAACUCUUACUCUCCUUCUUUACCUCCUUACUCAGUGAUGUUACUCUGUGGCUGUGUGGUUAGCUGUGAUGCAAACACGUCUCUCUGAUUCCUCUGCUGUCUUGAGCCCAGUUGUAAUUAAAAUGGAUGAUUGCUUCCGUUUAAACAAAAGUGUGCUUCUUCUGUCCUAAGUCCUUUCCUUCAAGACUGCACUGGAAAGGACAGACCAAAUAAAAGUGAGCUGUCCCCAAAACUAACAUUUCAUAUUGGAUGUUUGUUCAAAUAUAUUGCUAACCUGUGGAUUAGUUCAAGAAGUGUUUAUUCUCCUCUGUUUGUUAGUAGUACUUACAAAACAGUGAAAUAAGGAAGAAGUCUUUGUAUCAUAUCAUUUUGUACACUUUGUAAAGCUUAAAUUCUUCAUGCAACACAUCUUAAUUCACUGAAAAGGUCUGCUCUCUGAUUGGAUGUGUAUCUUUUAGUUUGAAUAUCCAUCAUUUUAUGACGACAACUCUCUUGUUUUCAUUUAGUCAUGAUAUGGGUUUAUUGUUUUUGAUUGCAGCAGAUUGGCUCUCGACAGUUAAAACACUUGAAGGACUUUUUGUUUGUUUUUUUUUCUCCUCACAUUACUGCACGAGUUGCACUACUGACAUUGAGUUGUACAAAGGUUCAACAGGAUCUGUAAAUGAAUGAGUGUAAUGCUCAAUAAAGCUUGUUAUACUUC